Messenger RNA from Syngnathus acus (greater pipefish), 1693 nucleotides. RefSeq names its product signal transducing adaptor molecule (SH3 domain and ITAM motif) 2 (gene stam2). Gene Ontology annotation, biological process: signal transduction. Bases 128 to 1654 code for a protein of 508 amino acids. The transcript has 15 exons. NCBI's taxonomy places the organism in Eukaryota, Metazoa, Chordata, Actinopteri, Syngnathiformes, Syngnathidae. The record is from RefSeq and is a predicted model, not a curated record. Gene Ontology annotation, cellular component: endocytic vesicle. Gene Ontology annotation, molecular function: ubiquitin binding; phosphatidylinositol binding.
UUUCCGGAAGUACUACGAGCGUGACUUCACAGGACAAGGAAGCGUUAUUUAUUUUGCUCUUAUUUUUUGUCUAACUUGGCUGACAACCCCGCUUAACCGCUUGGAUACCUUCUGGUAAUUCUUUAUUAUGCCCUUUUUUGCCUCAAACCCAUUUGACCAAGAUGUGGAGAAGGCGACCAAUGAAGCCAACACGACAGAAGAAUGGACUGUUAUUAUGGACAUCUGCGACAGAAUUGGAACGACACCUAAUGGACCUAAAGAUGCGCUGAGGUCCAUCACAAAGAGAUUGAACCACAAAGUACCUCAUGUGGCCAUGCAGGCCCUCAAUUUGCUGGCCGCAUGCGUGUCCAACUGUGGCAAAAUCUUCCACUUGGAGGUCUGCUCACGGGAGUUUAUGGGUGAUGUGCGCAGCAUGCUGAGCAAACAGGCGCACCCGAAAAUGUGCGACAAGCUGAAGGAGCUGAUGUUGGAGUGGGCUGACAACUUCCAGGGGGAUCCUCAGCUCAGCCUGAUCAGCGCCACCAUCAAGACGCUGAAAGAGGACGGUGUCAGCUUCUCGUCGGCGUCCUCGCAAGGGUCCGGCGGGAAGGACGGCAGCUCUCCUGCCGGGAGCAAAGCCCCGGAUGACGACGAUGACGAUGACCUGACCAAAGCGAUCGAGCUGUCCCUGCAGGACCAGAAACACGAUGCCGGCGAUCCACCUGGUUACGGCAACAGUGAUCUGGCAAGGGAAGUGCGCAAGGUCCGAGCGCUGUACGACUUUGAAGCUGCCGAGGACAACGAGCUCACCUUCAAAGCCGGAGAGAUUAUCCUGGUCUUGGACGACAGUGAUCCAAACUGGUGGAAAGGCGAGAACCACCUUGGCGUGGGUCUGUUCCCAUCCAAUUUUGUCACCAGCAGCCUGAACACCAGCCUGAACAGUGAAUCAGAAACAGUGUCUUCAGGUGAGAAAGUGGUCAAUUCGGAGGAGUUGAUUGCCCAACCCGAAAGUGAACCUGCGUCCAUCUUCAUUGAUGAGGCGAAGAUGGACAGAUCAUUGGCACUGCUGCAGAACCUUGACCCGGCAGAUCAGACUUCAGACCCGCUUGAGCUGAUCCAGCUGGAAGACGCUUGCGAGCAGAUGAACCCCAUUAUCGACGAGAAGCUGGAUGAACUCGACCGGAAACACUCUGAGCUGUCGGAGCUCAACGUGAAGGUUCUGGAAGCUCUGGAGCUGUACACCAAACUUAUGAACGAAUCGCCCCUGUACCAGUCCUACUCCAAGAUGGCCCAGUACGGAUCGGCCGCCCCCGCAACCACCAUGCAGGGUUAUGCCAGCCAAGCCACGGCCGCAGCCACAGCGGCGCCUUACAUGCCCCAAGGGAUGCCCCCACCUCAGGCCUACAAUUUGCCCAACGACCAGCAGGGGGCGCUGCAUUCACUGCCCAACAACUGCCAAGCUGCAGUGCCAACCUACAUGAGCAGCGGCAUCGGCUCCCACCACCAAUACGUCAACCAGGCAGCCGGCGGUGCCGUUUACUCGCAAAUGCCCGUCGACAUGUCGGCCUACCAGAGCGGCGCCGGGCCGCCCGUGUCCUACCCUCCUCCUGCUGCUGCCCCGCAGCACCACCAACACCAGGUGCAAGGGGCAUACUACCAACAGCCCCUCCUCUGAACAGUAACUUAGACCCGUGUGUGUUUGUGUGUGUGAGUG